Penicillium salamii is the source of this 2973-nucleotide messenger RNA. Lineage: Eukaryota; Fungi; Ascomycota; Eurotiomycetes; Eurotiales; Aspergillaceae. The record is from the annotation of a GenBank genome assembly.
AUGGACCUAAUUCAGAAACAAUUACGACCGGACGCUGAGGAGUCGAUUGAAUGCUGGGACGACGACGACGACUUGCAAUUCAACGACGAAAUCCAAUUCCGCACUGCAUCGAGUGCAGGGUCUAUCACAAACUCCUCCUUUCGUCCCUCUGGUCACCGAGACUCGAUAUCUUCAAGACGCUCGGCCCGCUCCGAUAUAGAGUCCAACGCCGGUGAUGAGGACUGGCAGGUUCCGCUGUACGAGAAUGAUGAGUUCGCCAAGGAGGACGCUAUCGCGUCGGCCAACACCGCAGGAAUUCCCAUCCCACCGAAUAUCCCAAAGUCAGCUCUGAUUGGGGGCACAAUCAAGCGCCUGUCAAGUCGAAAAACCAGGAAAACCUUUGUGGACGACUGGUCAGAAGAUGUUGAACUUCCUGGCCCCGAGACCGUCUUGAAGUUGCAAACUUCUGGAACAGUGUUCCCGGAUUCGAUUGGACUGCCAAGUUCCACGGUGACCAGUCCGGUAAAAUCUACUGCUUCGCCCUUGUGGAGUCCCGAGGUCUCGACACGCCUCCAAUCUGCCCUGGGGUCAUUUGGAGACUUUGAAGGAGAGACUGAUGGUCUUGAUUUCCCGGACGUCCCGACGCUAAAAGCUGUAACUCCUCGAUCGCCCCAAAAGAUAAUUCUCGACCCAGUCCACCAAGAGACAGAUGAUGACUUCAACGAAGACUUUGAACUUCCUCCUAAUCACCAACCUCUGGAACUCUCUCACAGAAAAGAUACACACGGCGCUUCGACUCCCACCUUGGAAGAUUUCGACCUCGAGUGGUCUGAAGGAAGCAUUGGUGUACGAGUCGGGGGUACUGCUAGAGAUGGUCGGUCGCUUCCUAGUUCUUCCAUGUCUGUCGCCAGCCCCAGUGUUUCAAGCUGCCUGACGGCAGACAGUGGAGACGAUGGACUGGAUGGCAUUGUCAUUCCUGAAGGCCCUCUAGAUUUCAAUGCUUCUCUACAAAGACGGCAAACCGCGCAAGAUGAAAACACCGACGCGAAGGAGAGUAAGAAUCUUCAUGGUUACCCUGACGAUGAUUUCUUCUCUGGAAUUGAAGUCGACAAUGAGAAAGCAUUCUCAUUUGGAAAACCUGACUUGAAUCCCAACAUCAAGCACAAAACAGAGCAACCACCCAGUCCCACUCGUCGAUCAGCCACAUCCCUUACAUUCACUAGCACGACGGGCUCUCCACGAACUCGUAUCCCGCAAUUAACGACUCAUGAGCGCACGCAUUCGACUCAUCUUGAGACUGUGUCGGAAAGUGGUGCUCCUCUAUUCAAAUUUAGGACAUCGCAAUCGCGUCUUGGGCAUUCCUCGCAGUCCUCCACUUCAAGCCUUCCGGUAUCUAGUACCGGCACAAUCUCACCAACACCUUCCCUCUCUACUCGACGAAUUCUGGGGACACGAAACCCUAGAGACUCGCCCUUGGCCGGCGAGAUCAACACUGCGGCUAGACGUUUGAAACCCAAGCGCUCUCUGCCGUCAAUACGGGGCAUGGCUUCAAAUACCUCGGUGCAGACCUCUCAGCGACCAGCAGUUGAUCGCCCCAUUCGCCUGCCCACUGCCAGACCUAAGACGCCAGUUGAUCGUGUCAUUAACGAUGGACGAUCACUCGGUCGUAGAAAUCAAGCUCCGUUCAUGCCUGCCGGUGUUUCAGAGUCCCAGUCGCACCAUGCCAGUGUCAAGGGGUAUCGUUCCUCGCGGCGUACUAAUUCUGACAGCUCUGGCGGGCUUCUCAGUCCACCGAACACAUUUUCUCGGCUGACUCGGUCUACGCAAAACGAACCCCUUCGCAAUGGGCUUGGCGAGGCAGGUAAUUCUUCUUCUGGCCACUACGCAAAACGAACUAUCACACGACCUACCAAGAGACGCAAUUUUGGGGAUGGAUCCGAGUUGGAGUCCUUCGAUGACCUAUCUACAUCAGCUCUGACUGAAAACAAAUUCAUCAAAACCCCCACGGGACGAGGCGCCCCGAGAACUGUCCGUAACAAGCUCAGCCAGGGCCGGGUCGGCCCUAAUGAUGAAUUACCUCCUCAGCCAUCGAUAUCCCCAUCUACUUCCAGGUUGCGCAGCCCGACACCUAGAUUUGCCCAAGACACCAACGCGUCUCGAAAUGCUAGAGAACAACGCAUUGCCUCCCUGGCUCUCAGCUCCAAGGCCCGGGAAUUAAGCUCGAAAGCCCGAGAGACCAACUCCCUAUCAAGCCUCAAUUCCAACUGGAAACCGCAACCUAUUUCCAGAAUUCCACCCGCCUCUGCGCCCAUCCGAAGUCGGAAAAGUAAAUCCCAUUCUAAACCGGCGACUAAACCUCACCUGAUCAAGCCCAUGGGCUCUGGUGUCCACGAUGCGAAAUGUAAGUCAAACCUCCUACUCCCGGGGCGGACCUUCCAAGGUGCACUGCUCACAUUUUCCGUUCUCACUUCUCCAGCUGUUGGGGGUAUGCGUUACAACCCUCGUAAUUUCCGAUGGGAGGGAAACGAAAACCAGAUCCCCGAUUUCGAGAUCAGUGGACCCAAAUCCCCCAAACCAGCACCGGCUCUCAUUACCAACGUCGGGACGAUGCAAAACGUUCAAACGGUGGGUGGAAUGGUCUUCGAUCCGCAUCGAAUGUGCUGGCUCAAGGCUGCCAGCGUCGAGGCCGAUGAAGUUGAUGUUUUCGCGGGGCUUGAUGACCUGGAAGACCGAGUCACCAACAGCACCAUCCACGGGCGCAAGUCUGGGACAUUUGAGGAUCCUAGCCAAGUGACCGAGGAUGUCAGUGGUGGGGACUCCUCGGAUGAAGGACCUAUGACCGAGGAAUUUGACGUUGGGCCCGAGUUCAUCCGGCGACAACGGGCCGAAGAAGAAAAAUGGCGACGCAAAGUUGACGGGUGGGUUGGUUUUGAUCGCGACGAAGUGAAUUGGAGAUGGAUCAUCCGCGAUCUAGUGGGCUUUAGCCAUCCAUGA